Messenger RNA from Anolis carolinensis (green anole), 2845 nucleotides. RefSeq names its product chromosome 1 C14orf39 homolog (gene c1h14orf39). Bases 621 to 2369 code for a protein of 582 amino acids. The transcript is spliced from 19 exons. Lineage: Eukaryota; Metazoa; Chordata; Lepidosauria; Squamata; Anolidae. The record is from RefSeq and is a predicted model, not a curated record. Gene Ontology annotation, biological process: homologous chromosome pairing at meiosis; meiotic DNA double-strand break processing involved in reciprocal meiotic recombination; oogenesis. Gene Ontology annotation, cellular component: central element.
CAGUCAUAUCUUAAAUUACAGUUUGAUGUAAAGAUUCAAAAACAUUUAACCUACUGAUGCCUCAAUUAAUGUAAUUUUAUUGGUGUCUUGGCUUAUACUGGAGUCAAUGUUUUCCCAGUUUUUUUGUGGUAAAAUUAGGUGCCUAGGCUUAUAUUCGGGUCGGCUUAUACUUGAGUAUAUACAGUAAUUAUUUUAUUUUUUUGGGAGCAAUAUAUAUGAUUUACAGUGAAGCAGGCUUUUCGUCUCCACAGAAUUUGAGGGCCCUUCCACAUAGCCAUAAUAUCAAGGCAGAAAAUCCCACAAUAUCUGCUUUGAACUGGGAUAUCUGAGUCCACACUGCCAUAUAUCCCAGAUGAAAGCAGAUAAUGUGGGGUUUUAUUCAGCUGUGUGGAAGGGGCCUAGGUUACCUGGCUCCAUACUGCCAUAAAUCCCAGUUCAAAGCAGAUAAUGUGGGAUUUUAUUCAGCUGUGUGGAUGGGUCCCAAUUCUCAAGAUGGAGGAAGAAGUGAAACCUGAGGGAACUCUGCUAAUGAAGCUGAAUCUCCCAAUCCCAAUUGUUCAAGGAACUGUGAUGAUGUAACAAUUAAAAAACGACAAUACAAUUUUAUAUAAGGUAACAGAAUGAAUGACCUUAUCAUAAAUGACCUGGACCAGCUGCUCCUACAGUUUGUUUUUCAGCUUGAGCAAGCAUCUUAUGCCAAGGAACAUGAGAAACAACAAAUACAAAUGUAUUCAGCAAGUAUUCUAGGGAAGAAAGGAGAAAUCUGUCAGCUACAAGGAGACAUUCACAAAAAUGAUGAGCUGAUUAUUAAUCUGCGCAAACAACAUGGAAGCAAUAAGGAGAGCUGUGAAACCUGGAAACCAGCAUAUAUGAUUCUGAAAACACAUGAAGAAUACUUGCAGAAGGAACUUCAGAAUAAUCAAGAAAUAACAGAAAAAGACAAAAAAAUGUACCAAGAUUAUAUGCAUCAGUAUCAAGAGACUUUCCAGCACCACCAAGAAAAAUAUGCACAAACUGCAAUUGCUCAGGAAUAUUAUCAAGAAAAAAAGGAAUGUGAAGAAAUCCAAAGCCGAGUUCUCAAACAGUCUGAAUUAUUUAAACAGAAAGAAACUCAGCUAAAGGAUCUUAAAGAUCCUGGUCAGUUUCAGUCACUUUCAUCCUGGGCUUUACAGAUCGCUUCUUUGAGGCAGAACACAAAAGAAACUCUUAAACAUGCAAUGGAUCUCAGGAGGCAAUCACAUCAACUAGACAAAACAACAGAAGAGUUAGAGAAGAAAAUGAAUUAUACUAAACAGCAACUGUUAAAGAUUACAGAGAUUCAAAAGAAUCUUGAAAACCAAAAGCAUCCUGAAGUGACUGCAGAAAAAAAUCUAGAAGCAAGGAGGGACCCUAACGAAAGCUUAUUCAUAAAAACUCAUAACCUGUUAAAUGUGAAACAGCAGACAAACACAUCAUUGAAUCUCCCUGUAAUUUCUCUGAAAUUAAUCCAAAAUGUACCAACUCUCAAGUCACCGUUUCCACAGAGAGAAAAAGAGACAGGUGUGAAAGAAAACAGAAAUCUUGCAGGCAAUUCAAAAGUGACCAGUAUGUAUUUUAACCACGAAGAAAAUGAAAAACAGAAAUGUAAUGACAUAGCAGAAAUCAACAUUGCAAAAAAUAUCCAAGCUUCAUCUAUAACAAGCCUUCAAAAUAAAUCACCAUUCAGGUUGCUAGCUUAUCAGAAGAAACUGAGCAGCAAGCAAUGUUCUGAAAAUGAGACUACAGAAAUAGAAAAGAAGUCUGACUGGACAGGAAGAGAAGAAGGAAAUGCGUCAAAAGAUUCUACAUAUGUUUUCGAAGAUAGGCAGGAAAAUGAUAGCAUUAUUUCUACUGGACAUCCAUCUACAGAAAGAGAAGAAAGUGUUGAAAACUUUCCAAAGACUCCUGAGCCAAACAGACGUUCAAGUACUGUUAAUACUCCUGGGGUAGAAAUUCCAUUUGACUUACUUCAUUUAGAAAGUGAAGGAUCAACAUCUAAGUCACCUGCUUUUUCUUUUCUCACUGGUUUUAAUUCAAAGUCACUUGCAUUUAAUUUCUUUGAAACUUCUGCAUUUGGAACUGAAAAUUCACCAGAUCAUCAGCCAGAUGAAAGCUGUUCUGCUAGAAAUAUUAAUCCUACUUCACCAGAAAAAAAUAUUGGAGAUUUGUUUGGGAAAAUGGACACUGAAGAUUCAUUUGCAUUUCCCUUUCAACCCUGCUCUUCUGCUCAAGCUUUUCAAGAUGGAAAAGAUGACUUCAGUUUCCCUUUUGUGUUUGAAUCAUCUGAGCCCACAUCUCUAAAAGGCUUUCAAUCUUCAUCACAAAGCAAAAAGCCAUUUUCAUUUUUUUGAAUAGAUGCCUUUACUGGAUUUAGAGUUCUAGUGCAGCUUAGCUUUAUAAAAUGUGUUUGGCUUUCUACAUAAAUUAAAAGGAACAACAAAAGGAAAAAAAGUGGAUUAAAUUUCCAAGUGGUGAAAAUUUACAUUUAGUUUCAUAAAUUUUAUAAAGAUUAAUGUUAGAGUAUAAAUGUCUUGGUUUCUGUUUAUUAAAAUAUUUCCUAACUUCUUUUUUGGUGUGUGUGGGAGACAUGUAUAGAGUAAAAGUUCAAGUUUAAUUUGAAAAUGCUCUCUUCAAAAGGUUUGGUGCAAUUUGUUAAGAAUCCAAUUGUCAGUGUCUACAACCAACCAUCUUAAAAUGUUAUCAGGUUUGGUAAACCUGUUGUAAUUUAUUUUGGCAACAGAAUAUCAUAUUUUAUAGUUGUUUUUGAUGUUUGAGAGUAGUUUCCUAUAAAGAAAUGUUAAAUAAAGAUUAAGUUUAUUAAACUAUG